Cicer arietinum (chickpea) is the source of this 1343-nucleotide messenger RNA. RefSeq names its product peroxidase A2-like. NCBI's taxonomy places the organism in Eukaryota, Viridiplantae, Streptophyta, Magnoliopsida, Fabales, Fabaceae. The record is from RefSeq and is a predicted model, not a curated record. Gene Ontology annotation, biological process: hydrogen peroxide catabolic process; response to oxidative stress. Gene Ontology annotation, molecular function: heme binding; peroxidase activity.
CAUAUAUCAACUAGAUAUGAAUCAUUAAACAAAGACUAUCACCGUUACCAAAGAAAAUACUACAAAUCAAUUAUGUUUUCUACAACUGUAUUACCAGCUAUAAUUUUCCUAACGUUAACCCUUCUUUAUCCUUCAAACGGACAAUUGAAUGCAACGUUCUAUUCUAACACAUGUCCUAAUGUGUUAUCCAUCGUGAAGAAUGCUGUUCAACAAGCUCUCCAAUCUGAUUCACGAGUUGGAGCAAGCCUACUUCGCCUUCAUUUUCAUGAUUGCAUUGUUAAUGGGUGUGAUGCAUCAAUUUUAUUAGACCAAGGGGGAAACAUCACACAAAGUGAGAAAGAUGCAGCUCCCAACUCCAAUUCCAUUAGAGGAUUAGAUGUAAUUGACAACAUCAAAAGCUCUCUUGAAAGUUCAUGUUCAGGCGUGGUAUCCUGUGCUGAUAUUGUUGCUCUUGCAGCUGAAUCUUCUGUGUCGUUGUCAGGGGGUCCAUCAUGGAAUGUACUGCUUGGAAGAAGGGAUAGUCUAACAGCAAACCAAGCUGGAGCCAAUAAUUUAAUACCUUCUCCAUUUGAGAGCCUUGCCCAGAUCACAACCAAAUUCUCUAAUGUUGGCCUUGACACCACUGAUCUUGUUGCAUUGUCAGGUGCACACACAUUUGGACGUGCUCGAUGCCAACUUUUCUCCCAAAGGCUAUUCAACUUCAGUGGCAGUGGAAGCCCAGACCCAACAUUAAACUCAACCUAUUUAGCCACACUACAACAAAAUUGUCCACAAAAUGGAAAUGGAUCUACUUUGAACAAUUUUGACCCUUCAACUCCAGACACAUUCGACAACAAUUACUUUAGCAAUCUUCUAAUAAACAUGGGCCUUCUCCAAACGGAUCAAGAGCUUUUGUCCACUAAUGGAUCUUCCACUAUUUCAAUUGUUAACAACUUUGCCAACAACCAAACUGCAUUCUUCAACCAAUUUGCUCAGUCAAUGAUCAAUAUGGGUAAUAUUAGCCCCUUAACCGGAAAUCAGGGAGAAAUCAGAAUUGAUUGUAAGAAAGUCAAUGGAAGUUGAAGAAGAAAAACUAAGAGAAACUAAAUAAGUUAUGUUAUGUCUUUGCAUUUAAACUAAGUUAGUGUGGGAAUGUGUUAGGUGAUAAAUUUCACUAGCAAAAUUUGUGAAAAUAUUUUAGCUAUUUAAAUAAGCUUAGUUUUCAAAGACAAAAAAGGUGUUGAGAACUGAAGGUUGUGUUUGAUGCGAAACGCACUCGACAUAAAAGGAGUGUGUUAAUCAAAAACAUGUAAGAUCGAUUUCAUUGUAUAUGUGAAGAUAUAUGAAAAAUAUUAUUAAUAAGU